CAACAUCCAAACGUAACCUUAGUUCUACUUGCUGCUGCACUUUCCCCUAGAAUAUUCCACCCUCCCCCCAAGCCAAAGCCCCCUUUGGCUGUUAAGCUGCCACCAAACUGGUUGACCAAACCUUCUGGUUAUCUUUCUCAGUCUCAAGUCCCCAGACCUUUCUUGCAGAGUUCAUGCCUCAUGGGGGCUGUUUCCAAAUGGACCUCUUUGAUUCUUAUUCUCCAAGCGUUCCUGGCACUACCAAGUUCUUCAAAGCCCGAAGAGUUGGCUCAUAUUCCAGUCAAUUUCCUGAACUUUGCUAAAAGACCAGAGGUUUUUGAUUGGAUGGUGGGUAUUAGGAGGAAGAUACACGAGAACCCAGAACUUGGGUUUGAGGAGUUUGAGACCAGUAAGCUAAUCAGAGCUGAGCUUGACCGUAUGGGAAUCUUCUACAAAUACCCGUUUGCUGAAACUGGUAUUGUUGGCUAUGUCGGGACCGGUUCACCGCCUUUUGUGGCCAUUCGAGCCGAUAUGGAUGCUCUUGCUAUGCAGGAGCUUGUAGAGUGGGAGCACAAGAGUAAAGUUCCGGGGAAGAUGCAUGCAUGUGGCCAUGAUGCCCAUGUUUCCAUGCUUCUUGGAGCUGCAAAGAUUCUUCAAGAGCAUCGCUACGAGUUACAGGGAACUGUUGUACUUGUUUUCCAACCAGCCGAGGAAGGAGGCGGUGGAGCAAAGAAAAUGAUAGAUAACGGAGCAUUGGAACAUGUUGAGGCCAUUUUUGGGCUGCAUGUAUCUGCUGCUCACCCUAUUGGUGCAGUGGCUUCCAGGUCUGGCCCUCUUUUGGCAGCGAGUGGUAUGUUUGAGGCAGUGAUUAGUGGAAAGGGAGGUCAUGCAGCCAUUCCCCAUCACACGAUAGACCCAAUCUUAGCAGCUUCCAGUGCAAUUAUUAGUUUGCAACAUCUUAUUUCGCGCGAAGCCGAUCCCUUGGAUUCACAGGUAGUUACUGUCGCAACGUUCGAAGGAGGUGGCGCAUUAAAUGUUAUUCCUGAUUCUGUUUCAAUUGGUGGAACGUUCAGGGCAUUUUCAAAAGAAAGCUUUAUCCAACUUGAGUACAGAAUUGAAGAGGUUAUCACAAAACAAGCAAGUGUACAGAGGUGCAAUGCAACUGUCACUUUCAAUGCAAAUGAUCAGAAGCCCUUUUACCCAGUGACUUUAAAUGACAAAGAUCUACACGAGCAUUUCCAGAAAGUUGCAAGGCAUAUGCUAGGUGACCAUAACGUAUUAGAAAUGCAACCAUCGAUGGGAGCAGAAGACUUCUCGUUUUAUGCAGAGGUGAUUCCCGGAUACUUCUUCUACAUUGGGAUGAAGAAUGAGACUAAAGGAAAGUUUAAACGGGGACAUUCACCUUACUUUAUGGUUAAUGAAGAUGCACUUCCUUAUGGAGCAGCAUUACAUGCAUCAUUGGUCACCAAGUACCUCUUGGAAAACAAGCCCAAACCUAAUCUGCCAAAGGCUGUGAGCUUUCGUGAUGAGCUCUAAAGUGAUGAAUUAAAGCAUGUGAAUGAAGUCUCUUGUUAUAACUAAUGCAUGGGGAAAUCUAUAUAUUUACAAGCUUGUUUAUUGAUAAUCAAA
Molecule: messenger RNA, 1608 nt
Organism: Juglans regia (Persian walnut)
Lineage: Eukaryota; Viridiplantae; Streptophyta; Magnoliopsida; Fagales; Juglandaceae
Product: IAA-amino acid hydrolase ILR1-like 4
Exons: 5
Coding region: 181-1515 (444 amino acids)
Biological process (GO): auxin metabolic process
Cellular component (GO): endoplasmic reticulum
Molecular function (GO): IAA-Ala conjugate hydrolase activity
Source: RefSeq, a predicted model, not a curated record